AUGUCAGAGCAGAUUGCGGCCAAGGCAGGGGCUGCCAGAUCCCUGGAAGACAUCUGUCGGGAUUAUCAGUCAUCGCUGGAAGACCUGACUUUCAAUAGCAAACCGCACAUCAAUAUGUUGACCAUUGUAGCUCAGGAGAACCUGCCCUUCGCCAAGGAGAUCGUCUCUCUCAUUGAGGCCCAAACGGCCAAGGCUCCUUCCUCAGAGAAGCUUCCUCUUCUGUACCUUAUGGAUUCUAUUGUGAAAAACGUUGGAAAAGAGUAUCUCACUGCCUUUACUAAAAAUCUAGUUGCAACAUUUAUCUGUGUGUUUGAAAAGGUGGAUCGAAAUACAAGAAAAAGUUUAUUUGAAUUACGUUCCACAUGGGAUAAAAUAUUCCCUUUGAAGAAACUUUAUGCCUUAGAUGUCAGAGUCAAUUCAUUAGAUCCUGCUUGGCCUAUUAAACCUCUGCCCCCUAAUGUGAAGAUAUCUAGCAUCCAUAUGACUCCCAAAUUUUUAAAUAAAUCACCUGAGGAGCCUUCAGCACCUGGUACAGUGGUCAGCUCCCCCAGUAUUUCCACUCCCCCAAAUGUACCUCAUGUACAGAAGAAUCUUACUCAAGAACAACGAAUAAGGCAAGAGAUACUUGAAAAACAAAAACAGUUGUUAGAACUUCAGCAGAAAAACCUGGAGCUUCAGAAGCAGAAAGAGGAGCACAUAAAAUCAUCUGAACACAGGCUGAUUGGAAGUAGAAGUGAAAUCAUAAAUGGCAUUGCGCAAACACAGGGCAUGGUUAAAGAAGAAUUAGAAAAACAGGAGACAAAACCAGGGAGAUCAAGUUCUCAAAAGAGAUCAAGAUCGAGGUCACCUCAGUCUUGGUCACCCAAAGGAAAGCAAAGAAGUAUGUUUUCAACAUUGGCCCCCAAAGCUGGAAAGACAGAUCAGUCAGGACUUACACAGUUACAUAUGGAAGAGUUCCCAGCACCUUCUAGGGAAGAAAGAAAUGUUAAAAGAAGUACUAAGCAGGAUGUUCGAGAUCCCAGACUGCUGAAAGAGAUGCAUGAAGAUCGGCCUGAAGAAACUGCAAGUAAACGUUCUAUGAAGUCAGAUUCUGAGCCAAAAGAGAAUAUAGAGAAUUGGCAAAGCUCCAAGUCUGCCAAAAGAGGGAAAUCUGGUUGGGAAGAAAGUCAAAGCUUCCAAUAUUGUGAUGAACAUAGUAAAGCACCUCAUCUAAGGCAUAGGGAUGGCCGGUCAAGCACUAAAGGAAUCUUGUCACCUCGAACCCCAAAGCAGCACCAUCAACCAAGGGUAGAUGCCAAUCUUCAGAUUCCUAAAGAGUUAACACUUGCAAGCCAGAGAGAAUUCCUUCAAAAGACGAGUGAACGUUUAGCUUCUGGUGAAAUUACACAGGAAGAAUUCCUUGGUGUUGUGCAUCAAAUUGGACAGCUCUUUCAGGAUCAAGAAGGUGGAGGAGAGGAGCAGAGAUCUCCAUUCAAUGGUUAUUUUCCACUUAAGCGACCUAGAUAUGAAGAUUCAGAUAAACCAUUUGUAGAUGGCCCAGCAUCAAGAUUUGCUGGCCUUCAAACAAAUCAGCAGCUUACAGCUUUAGCUGUAGACCGACCAUUAUUUGAUGGGCUUGGUAGGCCCUCUGUGAGGAGAGAUGUCCCAGCCAAGAUGAUUUUUGAAGGCCCAAAUAAAUUAAGCCCUAGAAUGGAUGCACCUCCUACACCGGGUUCUGUUUGUUUUGAUGGGUCACCAGGACAAAUGAGGGGAGGAGGCCCUAUGAGAUUCGAAGGACCACAAGGUCAGUUAGGAGGUGGGGGCCCUUUGAGAUUUGAAGUUCCUCUAGGACCAGUAGGAACAACUCUGCAGUGUGAAGGGACAAUUGGUCACGGAGGAGAAAGAGACAGUAUUCAAUCUGAGGGUUCACCUAGUGUGAGUUUCGAGGGAUCUACAGGUGGUGUGCCAUUUGAAGGACCCGGGGGUAAGCCUGUGGGUGGUCUGAGGUCUCAGGGCCCUCAUGGACAGCCUGUAGCCAGUCCAAGAUUUGAUAAUCCUCAAUGUCAGCCUGUAGGUGGAUUUAGAUUUGAGGGGGGUCAUGGUCUAUCAGGGGAUGAAAUUAGGUUUGAUGGGUCUCAUGAUCAGCCAGGUGGUGCUAUCAGAUAUGAGGGCCCUUUGCUACAGCAAGGAGUUGGAAUGAGGUUUGAGGGUCCCCAUGUUCAGACUGUAGCUGGUCUAAGAUUGGAAGGACAUAAUCAACUAGGUGGGAACCUUAUGUCUGAGGGACCACAUGGCCAACCAGGGCUUGGGAUCAGGUUUGAAGGACCUUUAGAUCAACAGAAAGUUGGAUUGAGUUUUAAGCGUCCUGUACGAGGAGGUGGCCUGAGAAUUGAAGCACCUCUGGGUCAAGGUGGUCCAAGAUUUGAAGGUUGUCACUCUCUAAGGUUUGAUGGACAGCCAGGUCAGCCAUCACUUUUGACAAGAUUUGAUGGAUUACAUGGCCAGCCGGGUCCUAGAUUUAAAAGAACUGGUCAGCCAGGUUCACAGAGAUUUGCUGUGCCACCUGGACAGCAGGUUCAACCGAGAUUUGAUAGUGCACCUCAAAGAUUUGAUGGGCCACAACAGCAGCAAGCAUCAAGAUCUGACAUUCCUCUUGGUCUACGAGUUACCCAACAAGACAAUCAUUCCUCACAAAGGCUUGACUCUUUCAAUCAGACUAGCCCAUAUAAUGACCCACCUGGCAAAGCUUUGAAUGUUCCAUCUCCAAGACUACAAUACCAAAGACAUGAACAAAUAUUUGAUACACCUCGAGGACCCAAUUUUAAUGGACCUCAAAGCCCUGGAAACCAGAAUUUCUCAAAUGCCCUUAACAGAGCUUCAGGACAUUAUUUUGAUGAAAAGAAUCUUCAGAGUUCUCAGUUGGGAAACUUGGGCACUUUACCUAGUCCAAUGUCAGUAGGACAUAUUCAGACAUCUCAACAGGUUCUGACUGGUGUUGCUCAGCCAGUAGCAUUUGUCCAAGGACAACAGUUUUUACCAGUUCAUCCACAGAAUGCUGGAGCUUUUAUUCAAAAUCCUUCAGGAGGUCUUCCUAAGGCAUAUCCCGAUCAUCAUCUCAGUGAGGUGGAUGUACAUGAAUUGUUUUCAAAACUGCUAAAAGCAGGAAUUCUCAAAUUGUCACAGCCUGAUUCAACUGCAAUACAGGAAAAGGAGGCUGAUGCUCAGCCUCCCUCUGAAGAGGUAAAGGAUCAGAAUGAAGAUCAAGAUGUUCCAGAUCUCACUAACUUUAAAACUGAAGAAUUGAAACAUCGUUAUGACAGUAUCAUAAACCGGCUGUACAUGGGGAAUCAGUGUUCUUCUUGUGGAAUGAGGUUUCUGACAUCUCAGAGAGAUGUUUAUGCAGAUCACUUGGACUGGCAUUAUCAGCAAAAUAGAACUAAGAAAGAUGUUAGCAGAAAGGUCACUCAUAGACGUUGGUACUGCAGUUUAAAGGACUGGAUAGAAUUUGAAGAAAUAGCUGAUCUGGAAGAACGUGCAGAACACCAGUGUUUUGAAAAGGUUCAUAAAGACAUUGUCCAAAAAUCUCAGGAGGCUUCUAAAGCAAAGGAGUUCCAAAGUGUCCCUGCUGGACCAUUUGGAGCACUUGAGAGUUGUGAAAUUUGUCAAGAACAAUUUGAACAGUACUGGGAUGAAGAGGAGGAGGAAUGGCACUUAAAGAAUGCUAUUGGAGUAGACGGAAAGAUUUACCAUCCAUCGUGUUAUGCAGAUGACCAAAAUACAUCUUCUUUUGAUUUUAAACCAUCUGCCAUGAAGACACCAGUUGAAAACCCUUGGAACAUUAUGUUGAACACUGUCAAAAAGGAUUUGCAAGAACCCUGUGAAAGUCUCAAAGUUAAGGAAGAGCAAACUGAUGCCCCACCAGCCUGUUCAGAAGAAAGUAUAGCAACACCCACUGACAUUAAAACAGAAAAUGAUACAGUUGAGUCAGUUUAA
Messenger RNA from Peromyscus californicus insignis, 3972 nucleotides. Its product is annotated as pre-mRNA cleavage complex 2 protein Pcf11-like. Gene Ontology annotation, molecular function: mRNA binding; RNA polymerase II complex binding. Gene Ontology annotation, cellular component: mRNA cleavage factor complex; cytoplasm. The transcript has a single exon. The record is from RefSeq and is a predicted model, not a curated record. NCBI's taxonomy places the organism in Eukaryota, Metazoa, Chordata, Mammalia, Rodentia, Cricetidae. Gene Ontology annotation, biological process: termination of RNA polymerase II transcription. The coding region runs from base 1 to 3972 and encodes 1323 amino acids.